GGGUUUCCGUGGUCACCGUGAGUUCUGUUCGCCGUUUGUUUCCUGCUACAGAGAAGAGCGGUGUCGAGACUGACCGGGAAGGCUGAACAACACCACCACCUCCUCCAAUAACUACAGCAUACAAUGAAACUGUUCGCAAUAUCUCCAUCUCUGGAUAUCCGUUUCGCCGCUGUUAUAUUGCUGGUGAUGGGCCUCUCUACUCCGGGGCAAGCAGAAAUCGUCAGUCUGGACUCAUCCAACAUCGAUGAUGUCCUGAAUAAUGCUGGGGUAGCAUUAGUCAACUUUUACGCUGACUGGUGUAGAUUUAGUCAAAUGCUCCAUCCGAUCUUUGAGGAGGCGUCAAACAUCGUGCGGGAGGAGUUCCCUGAUACCAAGCAGGUGGUGUUUGCUCGGGUCGACUGCGACCAACAUUCCGACAUAGCUCAGCGCUACCGCAUCACCAAGUAUCCGACGCUGAAGUUGUUCCGCAACGGGAUGAUGAUGAAGAGGGAGUACAGGGGUCAGAGGUCGGUUACCGCCAUCGCUGACUUUAUCCGCCAGCAGCAGGUCGACCCUGUGAAGGAGAUACACUCAAUGGAGGAGGUCAAUACUAUAGAUAGAAGCAAAAGAAACAUUAUCGGAUACUUUGAACAAAAGGACUCUGAUAACUACCACACAUAUGAAAAAGUUGCCAACAUCCUCAGAGACGACUGCACCUUCUCCGCUGCGUUUGGGGCCGUGUCGGCGUCCGAGCGCUUCAGCGGAGACAACGUCAUCUACAAGCCCGUGGGCGAGGGCGUCCCUGACCUGGUCUACCUCGGCUCCCUCACCAACUUUGACCUGACGUACGCCUGGGCGCAGGACAAGUGUGUGCCUCUAGUUCGGGAGAUCACCUUUGAAAACGGGGAGGAGCUGACCGAAGAAGGACUUCCCUUCCUCAUCUUGUUCCAUCUUAAAGAAGACUCUGAAAGUUUAGAAAAGUUCCAGAAUGAAGUAACUCGACAGCUCAUCAGUGAGAAAGGGUCGAUAAACUUCCUUCAUGCGGACUGCGAUAAAUUCCGCCACCCUCUGCUCCACAUCCAGAAAACUCCGGCUGACUGUCCCGUCAUUGCCAUAGACUCGUUCAGGCACAUGUAUGUCUUUCCUGAUUUCAAAGACCUCACUAUUCCUGGGAAGCUAAAACAGUUUGUUUUGGAUCUUCACUCCGGAAAGCUUCACAGAGAGUUUCACCAUGGUCCUGACCCCACAGACAGCACACCUGGACAGGAGGCGGAGAAAGAGGUGGCCAGCAACCCUCCAGAGAGCUCGUUCCAGAAGCUGGCACCAAGCGAGACCCGCUACACCAUCCUCAGACGGGACCGCGACGAGCUGUGACCUAAGCAGCCCUGCAGGGAUCCUGAGACUCAAUGCCACGCCCCGGGGUCAGGGAGGGGUCAGGGUUGGGACAGGCCAGCGGGACAGAAGAGUAAUACCCAACACCCUUACUGGAAAAACGGAGAAGGAGGACGACAAAAAGAAGAAGGAGAGAGCGGCCCAUAACAUAUUGUUGGAGUAGCCUAUAUUUUCAUAACUGUUUGUCAUGCAAUUUUUAUUUUGAUUUAGGAGAACGGGGGAAUGAAGAAGAAAACGUGUGUGGGCGGGGGUCUGGGGCAUUUAGGACAUAAAAAGAGAAGUUUACUUUUAUUUCUUCGGAGGUUGUAAAUAUGUUUGUGCUACGUUGGAAUCACAAUGUUGGUCUAAAUUAAAUGCAGAGUUUUCUUUA
Messenger RNA from Poecilia latipinna (sailfin molly), 1741 nucleotides. RefSeq names its product endoplasmic reticulum protein 44 (gene erp44). NCBI's taxonomy places the organism in Eukaryota, Metazoa, Chordata, Actinopteri, Cyprinodontiformes, Poeciliidae. Gene Ontology annotation, molecular function: protein disulfide isomerase activity. The transcript is spliced from 11 exons. Bases 124 to 1353 code for a protein of 409 amino acids. Gene Ontology annotation, cellular component: endoplasmic reticulum-Golgi intermediate compartment; endoplasmic reticulum membrane. The record is from RefSeq and is a predicted model, not a curated record. Gene Ontology annotation, biological process: protein folding.